CCAAAUCAAUUGAAUAAAAACAAAAGAACAAACAAAGACCAACUGCUGUCCAAACUGUUGUGAAUAGUCAUCAGUAUUAUUUGACAGCUAAUGUCAGUUUACUUACUAGCUCACUAGGCUGCAUGAAAAUGGAGAUUAAUACCGAUGAGGAAAUCCAUGCUACAUCAAGCUGGAGUGAUUUCACAAAAAAAACUUGGAAUUGCCUUGUGAAGAAUACAUUUCUUGUUAAAAUUCAAGGAGCUGUUCUCCUGGGCGUUGCCCUGGGCUGGACUCUCAAGUCCUAUGGCCUGGUGGACAGCGACAUCCAGCUCUACGUCGGCUUUCCGGGAGUAGUACUCAUGCGGAUGCUUAAGGUCCUUACCGUUCCUCUCAUCGUUACGAGUGUGAUAAUGGGUGUGUCUGGUCUAAGCGUUAAAUCUUCCAGGAAAAUCGCUCUACGCACUGCAGCGUACAUUUUGUGCACAACUAUAAUAGCUGUGAUUAUAGGGAUAACAUUGGUAGUGAUGAUCAAGCCGGGUGUUGCUCAUGCUGUUAAUCAAGAAGAAAUAGGGACAAUAGAGGAGGACACCACUAUUGAUACCCUGAUGGAUCUAGUUAGGAACAUGGUCCCACACAACCUGAUUCAGGCGUGCUUCGAACAUUUCAAGACUGAUCGGACGGAGAUUAAAAUUGAAGACUAUGAUUACAUUAAUGGUAGCGUGAUGACGAAUGAGACACACAACCGAAAGCAGGGCCACUAUGUUAGCGGAGCCAACACAAUGGGUCUGAUUGUGUGGUCUUUUGUUUUUGGCCUGGUCCUCAACAAGAUGGGAGGGAAGGGGGAAAUCCUUGUCGAGGUCUUUGCUGUUAUCAACGAGACAACAAAAACUUUGGUCAAAGUGAUUAUGAGCUACCUGCCAGUUGGCGUGAUGUUCAUGAUUGCAAGCAAUGUUUUGGAUAUUGACGAAUGGGAAACGAUCUUCAAACUGGGAAAGUUUGUUUUUACUGUUAUGACUGGACUUUUAAUCCAAGCAGUAAUAGUUUUACCACUGAUCUAUUUCCUGUUUACGAGAUGUAGCCCCAUGGCUGUAAUAAGGGGGGUUUCUCCUGCCUUAAUGACUGCACUGGCCAUCUCGUCCAGCUCUGCCACACAGCCAAUCACUUUAAGAUGUUGUGAGGAGCGACUGAAGAUCGACCAAAGAAUCACUCGCUUCAUACUGCCCAUUGGGACCAGCCUCAACAUGAACGGAUCUGCCAUUUAUGAAGUCGUCGCAGCAGUGUUCAUUGCCCAACUCAAUGGAAUGCAUUUGAACUUUGCCCAUUUACUAACCAUUGCUGUGACGGCAGCAGUAGCCAGCACAGGAGCAGCGCUCCCAGCUACAGGAGCAGUGACCACUCUUAUUGUGUUGGCGGCGGUUGGUAUACCUGCAAAGGAAGCCUCCACUCUGGUAGUUGUAGAAUGGCUCAUAGACCGCUGCAACACUGUCAUCAAUGUCAUGGGAAACUGCUACGGCGCGUCUCUCAUUUACAGAGUGUCUACACAAGAACUGGAACUCAUGACAAGGAGGGAUGCUGCUAAUCUUGAAAAUGUUCAGGUCAACGUCAGCAGCCAGGCCUCUGAUAAUGACAUUUUCCACAGUGACGUGUCCGAGAACGAGGACAUUGAACUCCAGGUCCUGCGCACCCCGUCAGAAUGUCUCUCAGCCCAAGACCGUGAUGAGGAGAAUAUGUAACGUCAACUCAAAUUCAACGGAGACAAAUAUGGGGGAUUUCAUUUGAAAAUGCAUUGAUUUAACAUAUGCACUGUAGUUAUUGAAUUGAUGUAUUAGAUGGUAGUAUUGAGUUAAACUAGAUGUGUGUAAUGGAAUUGGAAUUUAA
Messenger RNA from Etheostoma cragini (Arkansas darter), 1857 nucleotides. RefSeq names its product excitatory amino acid transporter 3-like. Gene Ontology annotation, biological process: L-glutamate transmembrane transport. The record is from RefSeq and is a predicted model, not a curated record. Gene Ontology annotation, molecular function: L-cysteine transmembrane transporter activity; L-glutamate transmembrane transporter activity; glutamate:sodium symporter activity. Gene Ontology annotation, cellular component: plasma membrane. Bases 123 to 1712 code for a protein of 529 amino acids. The transcript has 14 exons. Lineage: Eukaryota; Metazoa; Chordata; Actinopteri; Perciformes; Percidae.